AUGAUACGCCAACCGUCCGGCAGCCCCGCCGCUCUCUCCCUCGACGUCAGCAUCGACACAUUCACAAUCGCCGGUAUCAAUGCCCACGUCUACGGGCUCUCGCAGCUGCCGCAGAGCGGCAAGAUGGAUAAUGCCAUUGAGGUGUCGGCGCUGCAUCUGCUGAACCCGCGGCUGUGUGAUCACAUGUACAUGGCGGGGAUUGCGAAGACGGUGCUGGCGGACUUUUACCAGAAGCAGGCGCAGGGGACGAUGGUGGGGAGGGGGCUGAUCUGUGUGGCGUUUGAUCAGAGGAACCAUGGGGAGCGGGAGGUCAAGAACCUCGCCAACCAAGACUGGCGCUCCUCAAACCCCACACACGCCGCCGACAUGUUCAGCAUCUACCACGGCACCUCCCUCGACCUCUCACAGCUCAUCACCUAUCUCCCCACCUACCUCUUCCCGCGGCGCCACUCAGCCCACACACUCACCCAGCACCUGGUCGCCGGCGUCUCCCUCGGCGGCCACGCCGCCUACCUCUCACUACUACACGAGCCGCGCAUCACCGCCGGCGUCGUCGUCAUCGGCUGCCCGGACUUCCUCACACUCAUGGCGCACCGCGCGGCGCGCUCAGGCAUCGCGGGGGGCGUGACGGGCGCCGCGCGCGAGUUCCCGGAGGACCUCGUGGACGUGGUGAAGGGUGUUGAUCCGGCGGCGCUGGGGUGGAGCAGAUUGUGA
Morchella importuna is the source of this 714-nucleotide messenger RNA. RefSeq lists its product as uncharacterized. The transcript has 2 exons. NCBI's taxonomy places the organism in Eukaryota, Fungi, Ascomycota, Pezizomycetes, Pezizales, Morchellaceae. The record is from RefSeq and is a predicted model, not a curated record. Bases 1 to 714 code for a protein of 237 amino acids.